UUGACAUCUCCGCUUUGACAUUUGGAGUAUUUUUUGACGUUUGUUUUUUAUGUUACUAUUGUAUCUCGUGCAUACGUAAAAAAUGGGUAAAAAAUCAAAAGGGGCUUCUGAUUUGGGGCGCUCAUUAAUAAAAGACAGAUUUGGAACACACAAGGGACGCAGGUUAACAUCUGACAAAUCAAUGCUACACACCACGGAAUUACAAGACGGUUACGAUUGGGGUCGGUUAAAUUUGCAAUCCGUGACCGAGGAAUCUUCGUUUCAAGAAUUCUUGGCUACUGCAGAACUAACAGGUGCAGAGUUUCAAGCUGAAAAAUUGGACAUAAAAUUUGUUAAUCCUAAGAGCAAUGUUGGAUUGCUUAGUAAAGAUGAAAGAAACAAAGUCAAGGGUUUGCAUGAUAAACAUAGACAAGACUUAAAAAUCCCGCGAAGACCCCCUUGGAGUACCACCAUGUCUCGUGAAGAAUUGGAUCACAGUGAAAAAGAAUAUUUUCUGCAGUGGCGUAAGAGUUUAGCUAAAUUGCAAGAGGACGAGGGCAUACUUUUAACACCUUAUGAAAAAAAUUUAGAGUUUUGGAGACAACUGUGGCGUGUGGUUGAAAGAAGUGAUGUAAUUGUACAGAUUGUGGAUGCAAGAAAUCCACUACUUUUUUACUGUGCUGAUUUAGAGAAGUACACAAAGGAAGUGUCUCCAGACAAGUUGAAUUUAAUUUUAGUCAAUAAAGCUGACUUUUUGACUCAAGAACAAAGAAAAGCAUGGUCUGAAUAUUUUGCAUCAAUUAAUACCCAUGCAGUGUUUUAUUCAGCUGCUUUAGCUAAUGAACCACUUCAGGAAAAACCAGUAGAAGAAGAAGCUACUCACAGUCAAGAUAAUUCAGAAGAACAUUCUAAAUUAACAGACUUACAAGAAGCUGUGAGAUCCUUAGAAAAUGAAGUUGAGAAAACUGCACAAAAGCUCAAUGAAAUUACAAAACUUAUCAGUGGCACAACUGAAAGUAUUUCUGGACAAUCAGAUGAGAUAUUAACAAAGCAUCAGUUAAUAGAUUUGUUUAGAAGGGUUCAUAAAGGGCCAAAAGUAACUGAAAAUGUAACUACUAUUGGUCUUGUAGGAUAUCCAAAUGUUGGUAAAAGUUCAACAAUAAAUUCACUCUUGUCAGUCAAGAAAGUAUCAGUGUCUGCCACUCCAGGAAAAACAAAGCAUUUUCAGACCAUUUUUUUGGACAAAGAUUUAUUGUUGUGUGAUUGUCCAGGCCUAGUGACGCCUAGUUUUGUAUAUACUAAAGCAGAAAUGAUAAUUAAUGGAAUACUACCCAUUGAUCAAAUGAGGGAUCAUGUACCACCAGUAAAUUUAAUUGCUCAUUUAAUACCUAAGUAUAUACUGGAAGAUAAAUAUGGAAUAAUGUUACCAGCACCUAUGGAGGGUGAAGAUCCUGACAGAAGUCCAACCACUGAAGAAUUGUUAAAUGCUUAUGCAUAUAAUAGAGGUUUUAUGACAGCUAAUGGGCAACCAGAUAACCCUAGGUCUGCAAGAUAUAUUUUGAAAGACUAUAUGAAUGGUAAAUUGUUGUAUUGCAAUGCCCCGCCUACUGUUAGCCAAAAAGACUAUCAUGUGUGGCCAGCAAGACAAAAAAUACGAAAUUUAGAAAAGUCAGCUCCACCGAGACAAAUAAGAGCAGUGAAGCAAAAUCGUGUAACAACAGAAGAUGUAGAUAAAAUAUUUUUCAAUAAAACUGGACCAGGCGUGCACGUGAAGGGAAAAGCAAUGAUAAAUGUUAAUAGUAUAGGAAAAAAUGCUGCUGAGAUUCUAGGAGAAAAGCCAUGGAAAAAAAUUAACAGACAUGAGAAUAAAAAUAAGAGGGAAAAACUAAGAAGAGUAUAUGCUCAUUUGGAUCAACAUUAGAGAUUUUAAUUGCUUUUUGUAAUAAACCUUUAUAUUAAGGAAGACAAAAAAUAUAUAAAAUUUAAGAAUA
Messenger RNA from Zophobas morio, 1970 nucleotides. It is a transcript of the gene Ns3, whose product is annotated as Nucleostemin 3. Gene Ontology annotation, molecular function: GTPase activity; GTP binding. Gene Ontology annotation, cellular component: cytosol. Gene Ontology annotation, biological process: ribosomal subunit export from nucleus. NCBI's taxonomy places the organism in Eukaryota, Metazoa, Arthropoda, Insecta, Coleoptera, Tenebrionidae. The record is from RefSeq and is a predicted model, not a curated record. The coding region runs from base 83 to 1900 and encodes 605 amino acids. The transcript is spliced from 5 exons.